UUUGUGUGGUUUAGGUUUCAAGGUUACUGUGGCCUCAUAGAAUGAGUUUGGCAAUGUACCUACACAUGCAUGUCAACUAAACAACUCUCUACCCAAUGACAGAUUGGUCAGGGAAGAAAAAAAAAGAAAUUAGACACUUCUUGAAAUUCAAUGAAAAUGAAGGCAAAAUUCACACAACUUAUGGGACACAAUGAAAGCAGUGCUAAGAGGAAAGUUCAUAGUACUAAGUACCUUCAGAAAGAAGUUUGAGACAUCUCAUAUAAGCAACUUAAAGGCUUACCUGAAAGCCCUAGAAAAAGAAGAAGCUGGAAUACCCAGUAGGAGCAGACAGCUGGAAAUAAUCAAACUCAUGGCUGAAAUCAAUCAAUUAGAAACAAAUAAAACAAUUCAAAGAAUCAAUGAAACCAAGAGCUGGUUCUUUGAGAAAAUCAACAAGAUAGACAAACCCUUAGCUAAACUAACAAAAAGGCAGAAAGAAAAUAUCCAAAUCAGCAAAAUCAUAAACAAAAAGGAAGAUAUAAUGACAGACACUAAGGAAAUUCAAAGAGUAAUUAAGUCUUACUUCAAAAGCUUUUACACAACAAAACUUGAGAAUCUAAAUGAAACAUAAUUUUCUUGAUAGAUUCCAUUUACGAAAGCUAAACUAAGAUCAGGUAAAUAAAUUAAACAGUCCUAUAUCCCUCCAAGCAAAUAGAAGCCGUCAUCAAAUGUCUUCCUGUCAAAAAAAAUGCCAGAGUCUGAUGGUUUCAGUGCAUAAUUCUACCAGAUGCUCAAAGAAGAGCUGCCACCAAUUCAAACAAUUCCACAAAAUAAAAACAGAAUAUUUGUUACUUUUAAACUUAAUAGAUUUGUCUAGAAACUUCACACAAAAUGAAUCGGAACAAGAGAUAUUGUAUAUAUCAUAAUUUAAAAGUGGUAAGUAAGAAUGCAAUUGUAUUUAGCAGGAUGAGAUCAUGAAAACCACAAAAUUGAGGAGCACUGUGACAGUCUACAAAGACUAAAGUAGGACUGUAGAGACUAACAAUAAAAAUAUUUUAAGUAAAAUUCUAUUAUGAAGAAAUCUUAAAUCAAAACACCAGGCACCAAAAUUAACCAGACCAGAAUUCUGUACAUUUCAGAGAAAUUGUAUACAUUUAAUAUGUGCAUUCUGAGUCACAUUAACAAAUAUAAAUAUCAUGUAUCUUUCAUGUUUAUUAUCUAUAAUAUGUAUCAGGAAGCUACAAGAUUGUAUACUACAGAACUUAAUGUCAAGACUCCAUUGCUGAAGAUACCAGAAAACUUGAGUUAAUGAACAUGGAGAAAUCAAGCUAUUAAUCACCUGGAUGCUUUAUCUUUGCUGGCUAUAUUUCAUAGUGCUGGAAGGUGCUAUAUAUCCUACCAAAGGAAAUAAAGGUAUGAGUUUAAGAACUACCAGUUUGUUCUGGCCCUGGUACUUGCCAUUGAGGAAAUGAACAGAAACCGUAUUCUUCUUCCCAACACAACUCUGGGCUUCGCUCUGUAUAAUGCUGCACCUUUGGAAACGAGUAUCCUUUAUGCUCCCUUUAUUUGGCUCACACGUUGAGGGUACCUCUAGCUAAUUUCAACAGUGGACUGAAGAGAAUGUCAUCUGCUGCACUCACAGGAACAUCAUGGAAAAUAUCUUCCCACCUUGGGAAACUGUUUCAAAUUUACAAAAUACCACAGGUUUAAUGCGACAUAUUGAGCAGCAGUUAGUGACAUGGAAAGUCUGGAUCUUGAACUCUCAAUGGGAUGUUGAUCACAAUUAUGGUAGAGUCAUUUCAUGGGAGUCUCAUUUUUUCACACCACCAUGAAGAGAUGGUUGACUUUACAAAUUUUAUUUAAACAGUUAAUCCCUACAAAUAUCCAGAAGACACUUAUCUUCCUAAGUUUUGGUUUCUGUUCUUCAAGUGCUCAUUUUCUGAGUUCGAUUGUCAACUUUUAGAAAACUGCCAACCCAAUGCUACUUUGGAGUUACUGCCAAGACACUAUUUUGACCCAGUUAUGAAUGCAGAGAGCUUCAAUAUAUACAGUGCUAUGCAUGCUGUGGCCUACAGUCUCCAUGAGAUGAAUCUUCAGCAAAUACAGACAUAACCACAUGUUAAUGGAGAUGGAAAGGAAUUCUUCCCCUGGCAGUUCCUUUAUUUCCUAAAGAAUGACCUACUGAAAAAUCUCUUGAGAGGUCACAAAAUACUGGAUGGGAGAAAAUGCCUAGAUUCAGAGUAUGACAUUCUCAAUUUUUGGAAUUUUCCAAAGGGUCUUGGAUUAAAGGUUAAAGUAUGCACCAUUUUCAUAUGCACCAUUUUCUUCAGAUGCUCCUCUUGGUCAACAGUUGUCUAUGUGAGCAGAUGAUUCAAUGGCCUACAAAGUUUAUAAAGUUGAAUUUUCGUGGCCAGAAUGGUGAAGCAGAACAGCAAGAUGUGCCCUGAAGUCAUGCAGGACUUACUGGAGAUCACGGACUUCCUGGAGCAUGAGAUCCAGGAGUGGUACAAAGGCUUCUUGAGAGACUGCCCCAGUGGACACUUAUCAAUGGAAGAGUUUAAGAAAAUAUAUGGGAACUUUUUCCCUUAUGGGGAUGCUUCCAAAUUUGCAGAGCAUGUCUUUCGUACCUUUGAUGCAAAUGGAGACGGGACAAUAGACUUUAGAGAGUUCAUCAUAGCCCUGAGUGUGAUGAGGGGCAAGCUGGAACAGAAGCUGAAGUGGGCCUUCAGCAUGUACGACCUGGACGGUAACGGCUACAUCAGCAAGGCAGAAAUGCUGGAGAUCGUGCAGGGAGGGGCCCUGGCUAUCUACAAAAUGGUUUCCUCUGUCAUGAAAAUGCCUGAAGAUGAAUCAACCCCAGAAAAAAGGACAGAGAAGAUCUUCUGCCAGAUGGACACCAAUAGAGAUGGAAAACUCUCCCUGGAAGAAUUCAUCCAAGGGGCCAAAAGAGAUCCAUCCAUAGUGCGUCUCCUGCAGUGUGACCCCAGCAGCGCCGGCCAGUUCUGAGCCCCGCACCCUAAGGACGCUACAGCUGCCUGGGUCUCUCCCAGUUGGCUUUUAAACUUAUUUUAUUUGUAUUUUUUUGCCAAACAAUAUUGAUGGUGAAGCUGUCCCCUCUUCAGUCAGACGCGCUCUGCUGUGACACCCUUGCCCCUUGCUUCUUUCGUCGUGGACGUGAAUGCCCAGAGCGCUUGUGGAGAGCAUGAACAGACUUCGUGGUGUUCCCUGUUGGAUGACUUUUUAAUCAUCAUUACUUUUUCCCCUUUGAUUCUAAUGUAUCUGUCUUAAAACCCAAGACUGGUGGGGCCAGAGAAAAGAAUUCCAUUCUGCCCCUGAGAUCCUUCAGCAAGCUUUGAGGGGUUUUGUUUGAAAGACAAAACUCCUAAUCUGGGUGUGUUGUCACGCAUGCCCUCAGGGCUAUGGCAGGCACCCGGAGGCUAGGUUUUCUAACAGCAGGUUACCCCCUGGGGUAAAGCUAUUAAAGCCAGCUGGGACAUUCCCCUCCACCCCAGCAGGCUGUAGUUUCCAAGCUGUGAACAUUACAAGGUAAAUUAACAGAGAUGGGGAAAGAUGACUCAGCGGUUUUCCCACCCCACAGGUUUACAGAGGUGAGCUAAUAUGAGGUCCUUUGAAAAAUCAAACACAGAUGGUAACAUUCUAAAACCAGACCCAUCUUGCUACCUACUUGUGAUUCAUAAAAAGACUGCUGUAUAUAAAAUAUUGGGUAUUGCAGACCAAAUUAAGUGUUUUGCCUUAUAAAUGCAUGUUUAGUGAGCGCUAAUGCAAUCUUACUACAGAAGACUUGUUUUAGCAGUUUAUUGUGAAGCCAACUACAACGAAUGUCAGUGUCUUGUUUUAAAGUCCUGUCUUUGCACAAAUGUACCAGUCAACAAGUGUAUUUUAUAUACUCCAUAAAAUUACAAAAGAAUGAUGACAAGGGCCUGCAAAACCUGCACUCCCGGUGCAGGGUCCGUACCGCUCCCUCCCCCAAAGUGACUCACAGACCGCGGUUCCAUGCAAAAGCAAGAGGCAGUUUAUUCCGAUCGCGAUGGGGGUCGUCCCUUCAAAGCAGGAGACGACCCCGAGCAUACAAAGCACAGAGUUUUUAUUUCAGGCCUUUACAUUGAUUAGUUAGCAGAAAAGAUAGCAGUUAUGUGGUUGGCAGCUGUAGCGGGGAACUCAUAGCUUCAAGGACAGUCCUCCCCUAAAUUGCCUGACUUGCUCUUUCUUUUUAGCUGGCCCUUAUUCAAGAUCCAGUUGUUUUUCUUUCUAAUUUGGGAUGGUCCCAUUUCUCAGGCCCAGCUUUGAUUUCGAAUGGUUUUACAGAGUCAAGGUGGCCAGAGGAAGGCAGUUUCCAAGCGUCUUGUCCACCAGCAGCUCUGAGAAGGGGCCAAGGUCCAGCAGCGCACUGGCAGGUGCAGGUGUGCUGUCUUUCUAAGCAGAAGAAUGUUCCUUAGACUUGGAAAAGCAGAUUGGUCCUAACAGUGUAAACCUAUAUCCUCAGUGGGGGAGCCACGCCUAGAAUCUUCUUUUUCUGCCCCCGGGUAUCUUUCAUGUAGUGAGGUGUGGGCCAGCCAGGCAGUUCACCCACCCACUGUAGGUGCCGGCUAGGGAGCCUGCAGUGUCUGAGGCCACCGUGGGUCCCAACAGCACUCCCUUUCACCGUGUUAUUUGAAUCUAGCAAAGCUGAGUUGUUGCUUGGGCUGGUCACCUCAUAUACACUACUUUGAAAUAAGGGUUGGAAGCAAAAACUUCUGGCUACAGGCAACCAAAGCCUCACACACAGUGGCAUCAACAAGGCCCAGACACUCAAGGAUGUUGGUGGCAGAGCCUGCCUAAGAGGAGUCAGGAAGGUCUCUGCUGCCUGUAGCCACUUCCUGUAGAACAAACCCGCAAAAAGUUAAACACAGCUAUAAGAAAUGAUGCCCAGGCAAUUUUUGCUGGCUGAAGGUCCCCCCACACCCAUGGCGAUACUCUUAACUGGCAGAAGUUCAAACUUUAAUGGUGUCUCCAUAGGUUGAAAUUUUGUGACCUAGAUUUUGUAAUCUUAAUUUUUCCUAGUGUCAUUUCCUUACCUUUUGUAGCAAGGCUUGCAAAUCCUGUGAGCCAAAUGAUAAAGUCUGUUUUUGGAAAGCAAAAUUAACCCAAGUUGGGAUGGAAACCAGAGGUGGCCUCCAGCUCUUCAGAAUUCAAGAGCCAGAUGCACAGGUUAUGAACCCUGUGGUCCCCAGAAGGCCUGGAGAGCUCCAGACCAGCUAGACACACAGACAUAACAGACCUAUCUGUAUGUUUCCUCCUCUUCUCCACCUCUCCCAGGAAGGCAUUGGGUGUCAUUUUAUGCAUGCAUGUUUGACCAACGAACGUCACAGCAUCAGGAGGGCCGAGUGUCUGAAGACAUCUGUCACUCCUGUGGCCAGGCAGUGUUUGUGCUGUGUUCAGGGGCCUCUGGUGGAGGUAGAGCCUGUUUUGUUCCAAGUAAAGGAAGUCUGUGCUGUCCACAGGACUGGAGGACAUUUCAGAGUGCUUGACUGUUCAUACCUCGCUCAGGAUGGAGAAGGGGCGGUGUGGUACUCCCCAGGGGGACUUUCUGGAAAUGGAUUUAAUUAUAUAUAUAUGUCAUAUUAUGUGAAGUGGUCCCAUUCUCAGUUGAUUGUAUAGCUCUUGCCUGGCAUUAAAGCAUGUUUAUUAUUUAAUAUCAU
Meriones unguiculatus (Mongolian gerbil) is the source of this 5678-nucleotide messenger RNA. Its product is annotated as neurocalcin-delta. NCBI's taxonomy places the organism in Eukaryota, Metazoa, Chordata, Mammalia, Rodentia, Muridae. The record is from RefSeq and is a predicted model, not a curated record. Gene Ontology annotation, cellular component: cytosol. Gene Ontology annotation, biological process: calcium-mediated signaling. Gene Ontology annotation, molecular function: tubulin binding; calcium ion binding; actin binding.